Messenger RNA from Maniola jurtina (meadow brown), 4428 nucleotides. RefSeq names its product transmembrane protein 94. The record is from RefSeq and is a predicted model, not a curated record. NCBI's taxonomy places the organism in Eukaryota, Metazoa, Arthropoda, Insecta, Lepidoptera, Nymphalidae. The transcript is spliced from 28 exons. Bases 142 to 4251 code for a protein of 1369 amino acids. Gene Ontology annotation, molecular function: nucleotide binding.
ACGAAUGUCUCUAAUUUCAUUCAAUUUUCAACUUCAAAAGUGUUUCAAAAUUUCACAAUUUUCAUUUUUUAUUUUCAUUUUAAAAUGUCCAAUAAUAUUAUUAAAUAAAUUUAGUCAAAUAUGUGAGAACUGUUUUAUAUAAUGGAAGAUAACAUUCAAGAUGAAAAGGGAUACACGACAAAGGCUGCUCUAAUAAAAUUAAGAGAUGACAUUCGUACUGUUAUUGACGAACAUAAACAAAAAAAUCGUAUGGGAUUUGGCAUUAUCCGCAACAUUAUAUCACUGAAAUCAGAGAGAGUGCUACUAUCAGGAAUAGCAUACACUGUCACAAUAAUUAAUAUAAUAUGUUUAAUACUCACAUAUCUGGUGGGAGGAACUCUAUUAGCACAAGGAUAUCUACUAUGGGAGGCUUUAUUUUUAUUCAUCUUACUUGUAAUCAACAUAGUGAUAGCAAUAAAUGAAGAAUACUUGUACAAGAAUGAAAUACCACAUCGGGUUAAGAAGGUACUAGAGACGCUAGAUCAAGCCAUUGAAAAAUGUCUAUGGAAAGAACAUCACUACCCACACUUAUGCGCUCCUUUCUCUCCAUGUGUGAUACUUCAAUGGACGUACAGAGAUGGAGUUAUAGUAAAUCUUCCCUGGGCACUGUUAGUGGAAGGGGACAUAAUCGUGCUCCGGCCGGGCCAGGAAGUGCCAGGACAUUGUCAGGGUCUGCAGCCAGGGGACCCGGAAUUAUUCUUUGGGCAGAUUUUUUUAUCUGGAUCACAGUCAAAAGAGCAUUUCAGCGCGCCGCGUGUGCGCACGCCGCACCCCAACAAAGCCUAUAAAAUGUGCGAAACGCCUUAUUUGAAAAACUUGAAACUGGCUCUUAGCCAGGCUACAGCUAGACCUGUGACUGUGUUUGAGAAACAGAGGUACUUGUGCACAGUGAAGAUUCUGGAAGGCAUAGUGCUGCCGGUGGUGGUUUCGCUGGUUCUGGCGGCGAGCGCGGCGCGCCACGUGGCCCGCCUGCCCGGCGCUCCGCACUGGAGCGAGGUGUACUUGUUGCAGCCGGCGGCGGCGUCCGUGCCGCUGCUGCAGAUAUUCUUCCCCCUCGCCUGGGUCACGCUCAACUGCUACGGGCUGGCGAGGUUUAAACUACUAUCGGAAACACGUCAAAUAUACACCCGUCCCAAAUCCUGUUCCAUAUCCGAGGAAGCGACUGAUCCGCUCAUUCAAGCUCUGAGCGAAUCUAACCUCAAAGUGGACAGCUUGCGAUCUUUGGGCAAGACCUUCUGGAACAUUCUCCUCGGCAGAGAGGACAUGGUCGCGAGAACUGCCAACAUUGUUCACGUUUUGGGCUCCUUGUCGGCUCUUUGUUGUGUGGAUAAGAAGGGUAUUUUAUCGUGGCCCAAUCCAACCGCGGAGAAAGUAUUCUUUCUUCGCAAUUCGAGCCCCACUUCGCAAAAUUCCAGCAAAACCAGCCUCGUCGACUCUAUGGGACACCAAAGUCAAAGCAAUCUCGACCAAAUUGGCGACACCAAACCGAACCCCGAACCGUCUACUAUUGUUGAGGUGCUAGAUCUAACUCACGACCAGAACGCGCCGUUUCGCGUGGAGUUCGACGAACAAAGAUGGCGCACGCACCUGGCACGUUUGAAACCCUUGGGGCUCGCCGCGUUGCUCAACACGUGUGCGGAGGCUCCGAGACACACUUACGCGCACUUCUGCGCACACCUCACAUGCGAGGCCCACUACAGUGAAGAUCUAGUGCCUGUAACAAACCGAAGAUGCCUGUGCGAAUUGGCAAAACAAAUCGGAUUCACCGAUUCUGUCAUCAAUUCAUAUAAUGUACAAGAAUGUUUGGCCGUUUUCAGACAUUUGCAAGCAGACACGAUACGGCGGGAGACGCGCUUCGUGCGCUCGCUGCACCUGAGCACGCGCGUCAAGGUGCCGCUCCCGCACAUGCUGGCAGUUCUUGUGAAGGAACACUCCAACCAGCUGCAGAUGUUGACGCAGGGCACGGCAGACAUAAUCCUGGACUCGUGCGUGGACUACUGGAACGGCAGCGACCUCACGCCCAUAUCGCCGUCGGAUCGCAAGAAGAUCAUCGACUUCUACCAGCGGAACUCGCUCACGGCCUACUGUACUGCCUUCGCUUACAAGCCUUUGACCCGUGGUAUCUCUUCGGCUCUGGCACAACAAUACUUAGAGCUGCCGGCGGAUAGUCGCUCUCUAUACGCCCCACACUCAAACCAAUGGCCUGAUGCACCCGCCCUGCACUUCCACUCUACGGAUUCCUUACUAUUCAACGAAAUCACAGAUGACGACGUCAGUGACGCUGACGGAUAUUUCGACAUGCAGUGCAAUCAGGUAUUCAUAGGAAUGGUGACAAUGCAGUACCAGGCGCAAAGCGACAUGGUGGAGUUGAUCGAGCGCCUCGAGCGCGCGUGCAUCCGCUUUGUGCACUUCAGCAAGGAGAACGAACUGCGCUCGCGCGUCUUCAGCGAGAAGAUGGGCUUGGAGUCCGGCUGGAACUGCCACAUCUCGCUCAUGAGCGACCGGCCCGGCAGCAAGCCGAGCUCGCCGCUGUCGUCCCAGACGCUGGGCCGCGAGCGCGGCAACACGGCGUCGCAACUCACUAGGCCCGACACGGGUGACGUCACUACCUAUAGCGGGAAUAUUUCGUCGUCCAAAGCUCUGUCGAUGUCAGCGCCUGGGGCGAUCAACCUGGUACAUACCACUGUCAAGUUUAACGAUGAAAUUAAGAAGACCCGCCAUUCGCUUACCACGCAUCAAGGAUUGAAGCUACAGCGCGGCAGUGUGGCCACGAGCCAAGCGUCCACGGACUCCCUACUACACGACGACGCGCCGGACACGGCGGAGUCUCCGCCGGACGCAUGCCGCUCCCUGUCCUGCCUCACGGACUCCACCGACCACUCUGCGCCGCUCAACUUCGACAUGAGCAACCGGGCAAAACUCCCGCGUGGCAUCGAGAACAUUCGGCCUCACAUCGAGCAAGUUGACAACGUGCCGCUACUGGUCUCCUUGUUCACGGAUUGCACCGCAAACUCCGUGCAUCGGAUGAUACAGAUUAUGCAGGAUUACGGCGAAGUUGUCUGUGUGAUGGGCUCUGCAGCUAACUGCCAGAACAUGGAGGUAUUCAUGCAGGCUGAUGCCAGCAUAGCGGUGGAGCCCCUAUAUCCAGUAUUGUGCCAAAAGAUGCCUCCCUACCAAGUGCCACAACCUUGCAUCGGACCCAUCGACCUCGCGCGCUCACUCAAUUCUGUACCCUGCUCCUUGUCGCUGAAAAGUAAAUGGCAAACUCAACCGUACGCCAACUAUUGCAAUACCGAGAUGGCGCGCGCCGCAGACGUGUCGCUGUUCGCGCUGAUCACCAUGUCGCGCCACUUCACCAUGUGUCUGUGGAACACCACCCAGUUCUGGAUCUGCAGCGCGUGCUUCCUCUCACUGAUACAGGUGGUGUCGGUGAUGUGUUUCGGCGUGGGCGCGCUCACGGUGGGCGGUGCGACGUGGGGUGCGCUGGUGGGCGCGGUGCUGGCCAGCGCGCUGGGCUUUGCGCCGCCGCCCUCCGCGCUCAUGUUGCGCGCCGCCACCAGACCCGCUCUCUCCUUCAGCCCCAGGAUGGCGCUGUUCAUAUUCUGGUGCUACGCGUGCAAGUUCCUACCCUCAGUCGUAUCGAUCCUACUUCUCCACGGCCUCACAUUGAGGAGUUUCUGCGAGCAAAUAGCAGACUUCACGAACUCCACAUCGUGCUGGCUUAUAUAUCCAGUGAAUGUCGGCAACUCCUGCGUGGGCUCGAGCCAGGAUCUGUCUCUGAAGAGCUGGCAGGGCUGGGGAGAUGAGUUCUACGACGGGUUGUAUUUGGCGCAGCAUAUUACACUGGCGUUAGUCACUUUGCAUUUAAUUAUAAUAUCGUUGUCGUUUGUACAUCGACACUCUUCGAUAUGGCAGAGGAGGUUUUGGUCUAACAGAGUUUGGUCCACGAGAGUGGUGCUAUUAAUAAUAAUCCAGGGCAUAGCGAGCGGAUUGCUGCUUCGCGGCACGUACGGGACGUGCGACGCGUGGGGCGCGUGCGCACUGCGGUACAGGCCGCCGGGCGCGCUGUGCGGAGCGUAUGCCGCCUCCCUGCUUCUGGUGUUCCUGCUCAACGAGCUCAUCAAGUGGCAGGAGAUCAAGGCUGAUGCGCGCAACCAAAGAAGAGCCCGCUUGGAUUUCGGAACAAAACUGGGAAUGAAUUCGCCAUUUUAGGUAUCGCUACAAUGUCUAGUCAAUUACGCUUUAGUAGAAUUUUAAACACUAACGAACGAUUUCAAUUUAGUUUUAAGAAAAUGUACUUUUUUGUACCUAACCAAUAUUUUGUACUUAAUUUAUUUUAUUGAAUAAGUUUCAGACAUUGAUUUUUUUAAAUAAAAUAUAUUCUCUUAA